UAAGAAAUAUAUAUAAUUUUAAUUAUUAUAUAUAACAGUUUCUUAACGGUUCCUAGUACAUAUUUUUUUCAGGAACCGAGAACCGAACUAUUAAUAAAAAAUAGGAACCGAACCGUUAAAAAAUAACUAAUAAAUGUUGGAACCGAACCAAACCAGGUCAUAACGGUUCGGUCCGGUCCGGUUCUCCGGUUCUUGGUUCCCAAGUCCCAGCCCUACUUUCCAGAAUUAGGGCCUGGUAGUUGUCUUUCAAUAGCCAAGUCGGUUAGUUGCCCCCGGCGCCUUCUUACAUCCGCCCUGACCGAUGCGUAUAUAUAUAAUAACCCAUCUGUAAUAAGAUUUACUUUUCCGCACUUGUCUUUUGUUUCACAAACACAAAAACAACAUGAACGGUUCAGACGACGGGGAAGACAUCGACGCGCCGCCCUCUCUGUGCGAGACCGGGUGCGGCUACUUCGGAACGGCUGCGGCCAAAGGGAUCUGCUCCAUGUGCUACAGAGACCAUCUUGCGAAGGAAGCGGAGGCCAAGACUGCGAUGGAAAAGAUCACAUUGAUGGCGCUGCCAAACCUGAGAAUCAGAGUCCGUCCAUCGCCAGAUUCCGCCGGCGACGGGUCGCCUCCUCCGGCGCCGCGCGCGGCGGAUAGAUGCUGGAAGUGCCAGAAGAAGGUGGGGGUGAUGGGUUUCAAGUGCCGGUGCGGGUAUGCUUACUGCGGGUCCCACAGACUCCCCGAGGUGCACGACUGUUCCUUCGAUUUCAAGGGCCAGGGCCGGCGUGUUCUUGCCAUGGUCAAUCCUGCGGUCAAGCCCGAGAAAAUCUUGAGGUUUUGAUGGACCCAGAUCCUCUGCAACUGCUGCCUGGAGAUGGAAGAAGAGAAACAGGGGAUUCUGCAGGGCUCCCAAUGAACAGAUUUGAUUUCUCAAUUCCCUAUCUCUUUUCUCCGAACUAAUUUCUCCACUAUUACAUUCCUGCAACUUUUAUUGUUUAUUACGUUUAGGUUUUUUUUUGGAUUGAAUUGCGUUUAGGCUUUUUUUUUUGGAUUGAAUUGCGUUUAGGCUUUUUUUUUGGAUUGAAUUGCGUUUAGGCUUUAGAAACAAUUUCUUGAUUGGAGUAGAAGAUAGACAAAUUCUCAAAUAGGAUCAUCUAUUUUGCCUUCCCAAAAUAUGAUUGCUUUACUCUUAAAAAUGGGAAGCUUUGUGCUUGAAUUAGUCCUGUUUGUGAAUUUUGUCUAUUUCUUACUCUUAUUUGGGACAAUAUCUUUAGGCUAUUUUAUACUUUUAUUCAUGCAUUUUUGUGUCUUUCAAUUCAAUUUUUUUUGUUUGUUUCUUAAACAAUGUGAUUGAUUUACUCUUUUAGGCUUUAGAAACAAUUUCUUGAUAGGAGUAGAAGAUAGACAAAUUCUCAAAUACGAUCAUCUUUUUUGUCUUCCCAAAAUAUGAUUGCUUUACUCUUAAAAAUGGGAAGCUUUAUUCUUGAAUUAGUCCUGUUUGUGAAUUUUGUCUAUUUCUUACUCUUAUUUGGGACAAUAACUUUAGGCUAUUUUAUAUUUUUAUUCAUGCAUCGUGAUCAAAAAAAUAUUUUUAUUCAUGCAUUUAUAUUUCUUUCAAUUCAAUUUUUUUUGGUUUGUUUCUAAAACAAUGUUAGGUAUUAUUAAAUAUUUUCUAUGUCUUUCAAUGGUUUUUAAAGUUUCUAAAACAAUAUUAGGUGUGAAAUAUGUAGUAUAUAUAUUAGUUAUAUAUACUACAUAUAUCUUGGUUAAAGGGGUGAUAGAUACCCACGUAAAAAUUACUCACACUCUCCCGGAAAGGUUCGCCAAAUUGAUUUUUCUUGGUCAACGAAAAUCAACUUUGACCAAUGAUAUAUUUUAAUACAAAAUUAUUUUGAAUAUGAAAAUUAUAUCAAAAUGUUCCUUAUUCAAAAUAUUUUCAUAAAAGUAUAAAAUUUAAAAAUUAUAUACAAAUAUAAUAGGUCGGCACCGUUUGGGGCGAUUCUAGGUGGAAUUAUUUUAUGAAAUGUUUUGAGCAUGUUCUUCACCAAGUCUAGUUUAUCCAUACUGAAUUUCGGCUUAAAAUUCAACCGGGAAGGCAGUCAAAUAAAUUUUUGAAAAUAAUUGUGUUUUGUAAAUAUAUUUUUGCGCAGUUAGCUUCAAAAACUUAUUUGAAUGCCUUUCCGAUUGAACUUUAAACUUACAUUUGGUUUGGGUAAACUAGAUUUGAUGAAGAAUAUGGUCAAGAAUUUUCAUUAAAAAUCCACCGGAAAUAAGGAGAUUCCCAGGGUACCUUAAGUGAGGGAGGUAUAUGAGGGCUCGGUUGGCUAGUGUUGGAAAUACAUUUGAAGAGAGAAAUAUUUUCAACAAAUACAAUGUGUCGAGAGAUAAAAAUAUGAUAGGUGACAAGAUCAAGACAAAUAUAGGCACUUUGAGUGAGGGAGUAGGCCAUAAAUAUGCAGGCAAUGGAGCGAUGUAAUUUGUAUUUAGUAUAAGGCUGCACCCAAGAGUAACAUAGACACUCAAAAGUACGAAUUUUAGUAUAGUUGGUUUCUAUGUCUUUGAAUGGUUUCUAAAGUUUCUAGAACAAUAUUAGGUAUAAAAUAUGUAGUAUAUACUACGUAUUAGUUAAAGGGGUGAUAGAUGCCCACAUGAAAAUUACUUGAUUCAGCAUUAUUGCGUGCAUUGAAAAGAAUCUGUUUAAACAUUGACCUAAAACUUCUCUAGCUUAGGCUUAUGCUGUAACACUUGAAAUUACGGAAGUGUAUCAUAUAUAUGGAGUUAGAAUUAGGGGAUGAGAUCAAAUAACUAACUGGAUAAUAUGACUAAUGAAUAAAUACGAUAUAUAAUUGUUAAGAUAAUUACGAAGGAUUGUCUCUUAUAAUGCCCCCACAAGAUGGAGGUGCGGGAGAGAACUCCAAUGCAUGUAACUCUUGAAACCGCCCGUGAGGAAGUGGUUUAGUAAAAGAGUCUGCUAGUUGAUCUUCAGCUCUGAUCAUGUAACACUUGGUAUUAUGGAAGUGAAUUGUAUAUUUACACUUGGGUGUGCUCAUAUAUGUAUAUAUAUUUUUCGUGAACAUGUUAAUAUAUACUAGUCACAUAUAUAUAUAUGAGCAUCAUAAUUUUUCGUCCAGACGCCAUCAUUUGGGGCGGUUCUCGGUGGUUUUUUAUAUGAAAUGUUUUGAGCAUGUUCUUCACCAAGUCAAGUUUAUCUACACCGAAUUUCAUCUUAAAAUUCAACCGGGAAGGCAGUCAAAUAAAUUUUUGAGAAUAACUGUGUUUUGUAAAUAUAUUUUUUGCGCAGUUAUCUUUAAAAACUUUUUUGACUGCCUUUUCGAUUGAGUUAAACUCACAUUUUGUGUGGAUAAACUAGACUUGAUGAAUAACAUGCUCAAAAAAAUUCAUUAAAAAAUUCCUUCGGAAACCACCUCAAACGAACGCGGCCGGAUGGAAGGUCCUCGGCGGGACAGGAUGAUUCCUCCUAUAUAUAUACACUAGAUAAUUGUGAAGGAUAAUUAUGAAGAUUAUCUCUUAUCAUAUGCAACUUCUAAAACAUGUUAAAUCUAUGGAAAAUAACUUUUUCAUAAACUUUUUUGAACAGUGAUGAGAUAUGAUCAUAAUAUAUUGAUUUAUUUUGAAACUAUUUCUUUGAAGUCAUGAGAAGAUGGCAUCUACCAAAAUAUUUUCAAAUGGCUCUACCUUUUGGUAUUAUGUUUUCAAUUUAUGUCUCAAGCUCAUAUUUCCUAAUGUUUAAAUUAAAAUUGUAUGCUCUUUCAACUAACACAAUUGAAGCAAUCUAUAGUACAACUCAUCAAAUGUGUACUCCCCUCUCUGUUUCUUCAUCCAUAAUAGUCUCUACGAAUCAUUUUAAACAUGGUAAUAAAUAAAGCAACCUAGCAAAAGUAUAGCUUGUUGGUCAACUAUUCCUAUUUUAUUUCACCACAUACUAGGUAGUAAGUUAGAGAAUAAUAAAGUGAGAUGGAGCAUAAAAUGCACUCACAAUGCAAAAAAAAAAAAGAAAAAAAAAGAAAAAAAAGAAUAAAAAUAAAAAAGAAAAGAAAAAAGAAAAGAAAAAACAAACAGUAGGACGGAGCAUAAAAUGCACCUACUAAAACAAAUAUUCAAUAAUUUACUAGCUAGUAUGAGGGGGAAUAAAAGAGAAACGGUUGAUAACGGAUAUUUUUUUCUUGGUUGCAUUAUUUAUUACAAUGUUUAAAGUAGUUCAUUGAGACUAUUAUGGCUAAAGAAAAAGAGAGAGGGGUUCACAUGUGAUGAAUUUUACUUUAGGUUGCUUCAGUUGUGUUAGAGAAAGGAGCACACAGUUUUGGUUUAAACAUUGGGAAACAUGAGAUUUUGGUAUAAAUUGAGCAUAUAAUAUUGAAAGGUGAAGUUGUUUGGAAAUAUUUUAGUGGCUGCAAUCCUCUUGUCUUAAUAGAAAUUGUUUCAAAGCAGAUCACUAUUCUGUGAUAAUGUUCCAAUCACUAAUUUCAUAUUAGUACUAUUAUUUGCCGCAAUGAAGGUCCUAAACAGGGCAGACACCCUUUGUUCAGGGUGUUUGGGCGAACACCCAAAGUUUUGAAAAUAAAAAUGUAAAAAUACAUGUAUAGAAUUGAUGUAAUAAUUUAUAUGUAGUAUAUUAUAUUUUCUAUAUAACAUUUUUUACCCUUAUUUCCAUCAUUUGUAACGGAGCUAAAGAUUCACUAUUUUUUAGCUUGGAAAUAUGAUGGAAUAAAAGAAAGUGACUCACUAAACUGUCUGUGCUUCUUUAUUAUGAGGCAUCAGUCAGCCAAUGCAAUUUUCGACGUGUUUUUCGCCUUGGGUCAUCCGGAAACAGUCUCUUUGUGCUUUAGUACAAGGGUAAGACUGUGUACAUCCGACUCCCUCAUCGAUGGUGGGAGCCUUUGCGGCACUGGGGUAAUGAUGAUGAUGUAAUAUUUUUUACUCUUAACACUUUUUGGGAGUUUUUUUUUGUUUUUGAAAAGAAUACAUUACUUCAAUUGUGAGAUCAAACAUUAUUAUUGUGCAAUAUUUUAACUAUGAAAUUUUUUAACACCCAAUUUCCGGUUGUAAGAUCUGCCACAGGUCCUAACUCCUAAAUCAUAUACUUUGGGAUUAAUAAUACUUAAGUCAUUCCUUCAAAAAAAAUACUCUAAGUCAUAGUAUAAAAUAAUAAUAGCAGCAGAGUGCUAAAAGUACGAAAAGGUCUAGUUUAAUACACCCGCAUCACUUUUGUUUUUUAUUCAUGUCUUUUGCUCAAAACUUUGCAGGGAAUGGGUUGGAGAAGUGUCAAGUUUUAUGAAGUCAGAAGACUUGCUCUAGUGGACCUUGAAGGAAUUUAUGAUUUUAUGGUUGAAAACGUUUACAAUCGUAAUUUUGUGGCUGCUACUGCUGAUCAUGGAACAGACUUCAUCUCCGACAAGAAGCUGUCAACUGUGGAUUUCAAGCAGCAGCUAUGCAUCAAGGAUCUUAAUAGCUGAAGACAAAAAGCUAUGCUAAGAGAUAGAAGAAGGGGGAGGAAAUCAUAGAUUAGCUUUUCUUGUACUGCAAAACAGUAUAUGCUCUAUAUGGCACAUACAAUUGUAUUAUAUACUGAUCAUUUAUCCAAUAAAAUCUUCUUCCAGCAUUUUAUUUACACAUUUUUCCUCAUUCAGCUAAUGGUUCCUUCUUUGAAGUUGAAAGAAUAUGCAAGACCAUCUCUGCAAAUCAUAAGAAAAUGGGAGUGACAACAUUAAAUCCAAUGCCUUGAAAUAGAACACUCAUAAAUAGUGACUAACUAAAAGUGAAAGUCUGUGAAACCAAUACAUAGAAAGCAAAUUGAAUGUUAAAGACAUUGAACUCUUUGAAUUUUCAGUUCUUCUAAGAGCCUCGAAGUCUAGUCUCUAGCUACCUAAGCUUUCUGUAGUAUUUUGGAGUACAUUGACUAGAUCAAAAACUUAUGGAAUCAGAAGAAGCAAUGAAAAAUCAAAAUUUAUGAAAAGGAAGCAGAUGGAGGGGGGAUGGAGGGGAAUAAUGAAGCUUCUGAGUUUGAGACUUGAGUUUCCUAAUACGAAAAUGUGAGUUAGAACUGUGAGUUUCUUAAUAUGGAAAUGUUAGUUUACACUUCAAGUCUAUGUGUACUUGGUUUACUCGAAGAGGCAGAACGAUUAGUUUCCUUAUGUAAACUGUUCUAAACCAGC
Molecule: messenger RNA, 6158 nt
Organism: Cuscuta epithymum
Lineage: Eukaryota; Viridiplantae; Streptophyta; Magnoliopsida; Solanales; Convolvulaceae
Source: the annotation of a GenBank genome assembly